Messenger RNA from Schizophyllum commune H4-8, 738 nucleotides. RefSeq lists its product as uncharacterized. Lineage: Eukaryota; Fungi; Basidiomycota; Agaricomycetes; Agaricales; Schizophyllaceae. The coding region runs from base 1 to 738 and encodes 245 amino acids. The record is from RefSeq and is a predicted model, not a curated record. The transcript is spliced from 3 exons.
AUGUUGAAGAUUCCCGCUCGCAUCUGGUACGAGACCGACAUGACUGUGAACAUCAACGAAAGCGCCCAUCCGUUCACGAACAAGAUGACAGGUAUGGGUAGACCGCUUGCAGAGUCUAUCGAACGACGGACUGCAGACCGCAUGAUUUUCGAGCAACUCGGAGAGUGCUCGCAGCGCUGCGACCAUCUCAACACAAACAUCACCUUCUCCGACCGGCACAGUGCGAAUCGCUUGCGCCACGAGUCCCGCAUCCGCACGAAGGCUGCGAAGACGUCGAAGGAGGACGAACUUGCUCGUCUCAACAACACCAGCAAAGACACUCAGCAGCAGAAGAAAUGUGGUGACUUCGAUGGUUCUGCCUUUGAAUUUCCAUCAGGCUCGAUUAGCGCAGGCGCUUUUGAUGUUGUGACUGGCUUGGGCGACCUCGACAGCACAGAAAUCAACGCCCCACUGCAAUCAGCACUCACGGGCGAUGUCUCGAGGUGGGACUUUGGUUCCUUCCUCACGACGUCAGGACCAUCUCGCUCUACCAUACCCGAGGAGGCACCUGCUGAUGCUGCAUCAUCCGCAUCGCGCGCUGCCACCUGGACGCCCUGGUCUGGCUCUAUGACGCAGGUCGACAGCUCCCAGCCAGCAUCCCAAAGCACCGGUAUCGGCUCAACAAUGCAGUCGCUUGCUGGGCCGAUCUCGAGGCCGCAGCCGGGUCAGGUCCUCGGCUGGUCGCCUGACGCAGCGUAA